GGCCCGGGCCCCUGGGUUACAGUGAGGUAAAUCCCCGGGCCCGGGCCUCUGGGUUACAGUGAGGUAAAUCCCCGGGCCCGGGCCUGAACAUUGUCCCGUCCGCGGGUCGGCCUGAGUCCUCGAUUGGAAGUAAAGGGCGCGGUGUUGUUGAAAUCGGCUGCUCGGUUUUAAACGGCUGGGCCUGUCUGGAAGUUUCUGUUAUCUCCGGGAGAUGUGAGUGUUUGCGGGUCGUAGGGACCCUGCCCUCCCCUCCAGGGAUUUGGGGGCUCCCUGCCGUGUUUUGCAGGGGCUUGGGGUUUCCCUGUGCUCCCUUCCAGGGGCUUGGGGUCUCCCUGCGCUCCUCUCCAGGGGCUUCCUUGCCGAGUUUUGCAGGGGCUCGGGGUCUCCCAGCUGUGUUUUGCAGGGGCUUGGGGGUGAUCUGCUGACCCUGAGCCCAUGUGACCUGCCUUGGCAGCUGAUUUUGGGGCUGGGCUGGGUGGGGAAUGUCAUGGUGGGUGUGUAGGCUGGAGACCAUUCAGUCUGUCUAGCCCUGCUGGACAGUCUUCACCUUUUACAUUGCCACUUGAGACCACCACCUCCCCCCACCCUUCACCUGCCUUUUGGCUUCAGUUGUUGAGCAGUGCCUCACUGAGGGAGUGCUGAUCUGUCAGAGGUGCUGUCUUUUGGAUGAGCCAUCCUCCCAACCCUUUCUCUGUGAAUAAUAUUUGGAAGAGAGGCAACAGAGUUCUCACCAGUAUCAUCCUCAUUGUUCAUUAUCAAAUUAGCAUCGCUCUAUAAGUCAUUGUUGGACUGCUGUUUGUGGAGUUUCCUGUCAAGAAGUUGUCUGCUCUGUUACACUAUCUUUAUUGCCCAACAAGUAGUUAUGAUCUAAACAAGAAUGCCCUGAUUGAGGAUGAUGGAGACCGUUUCUGUCAUGCUUUCAAAGAGUUGGAUAAUUGGAGAAUAAAUGUCUGCUAUUGUGGGGAGCAUGUAGGAAAAUGGAAUUACUCCAUACAAAAGCAGUUGGCAUGGCCAGGCAAAUGGACUUUUGUGCUGAGUUUUGUGCUUCUGUGACUUUUAACUCUGUACGUUACAAUAGCGAGACUUCAAAAGUACUUUAGGUGCUGUAAAACUCUGGGGAACAUCCUGAGGCCAUUAAAGUGCUAUGCAAUGAAUUCUUUUAUUUAUCAAAUCAACUCUUAGCAUUCUUUCAAGUAUCAUGUUCUUGAUUCCAACAAAUCUCCAAGUGUAGUGACAUUCUCCUCUCCCCACUCACCAAUGAUUUUUAAAUGUUGCUGACCCACUCAGCAGAGAAAACAGCCAUUCUCUGAGAUGUUUGAGAUAGUGAGAUGUGUUGCUUUCACUUCAUCUUCACUGUCAGACCACCACAGUGAUGGAGAUUCUCCCAGAAUUGAGUUUUCUCUGCAACAUUUUAAAGGAAGAUGGCAGAUUGUUGAGGGCCUUCAUGCCAUUGUGGUAUCUGACAGAGAUGGAGUACCUGUGAUUAAAGUUGCUAAUGAUAAUGCACCCGAGCAUGCACUGAGACCUGGAUUCCUCUCCACCUUUGCUCUGGCAACAGAUCAAGGAAGCAAGUUGGGACUUUCAAAGAACAAGAGCAUCAUUUGUUAUUACAACACUUACCAGGUUGUGCAGUUUAAUCGGUUGCCCUUGGUUGUUAGCUUCAUAGCCAACAGCAAUGCUAACACAGGAUUGAUUGUCAGUCUGGAGAAAGAGCUCGCACCGUUGUUUGAAGAGCUUCGUCAGGCAGUGGAGGUUUCAUGAAGAGCCAAAGCCAACGAAUAGAACAUCUCAAAGAUUGUGAACUUAUUGGCACAGCAUGCAGUUCCCAGGAUUUCAAGUGUUGCUGUUAAAGACACUGAGUUUAAAACAUCCUAAACUGAGAAUUGGAUCACAAAUGACUAAGCUGUUGGUCUGCUUGACACCUUACUGCCACUAAUGUGUUUCUUUAUGAAAAAUUAGUAUUUCUGGUAUCCUGAACUCAUGGGCUGUAAUUGGUUUAUUUUCAAGGCAGAAGGAAGAGGAGAAUCCUAUAACUGGCUUUAAAUUACAUUCUUUGUCUGGUUUUAAUGCCCAAGCUGAAGAUCUUGUUACUAAAGUGAUGCACAGCUGCAAAAACUGUAGGUGUCAAAAUUCACUCAUGCAUGUUUUGAUAUCUUGCUUGUAAAUGAAGAACCAGGAAGUGAUGAUCAUUCACUGAGUGCAAUACAAUAUGGAAUAAAACAUGAGUACUUAAAGCA
Molecule: messenger RNA, 2237 nt
Organism: Rhincodon typus (whale shark)
Lineage: Eukaryota; Metazoa; Chordata; Chondrichthyes; Orectolobiformes; Rhincodontidae
Gene: lamtor3
Product: late endosomal/lysosomal adaptor, MAPK and MTOR activator 3
Exons: 6
Coding region: 1312-1761 (149 amino acids)
Biological process (GO): positive regulation of TOR signaling; cellular response to amino acid stimulus
Cellular component (GO): Ragulator complex
Source: RefSeq, a predicted model, not a curated record